UCUAAACUAGCUAUGGGUUUAUUAUUAAUUAAUAAUAGUUUUUGUUUAUUUAUCUUGUGUGUGUUUGUUUUAGUACCGGUUACAUAUUCAGCACGAUUUGUACCAAAAUGGAAGAAACAGGCUUGUGAAAUACCCACAGCUCAAAACGAAUACAGUCAUUACACAUGUGAUGAUAAUGGUGACGUCAAAUGUUUACCAGGAUGGACAGGAGAUUUAUGUGAUGUUCCAAAAUGCCGUAAAGGAUGUGAUCCAUUACAAGGAUAUUGUACACGACCGGGUGAAUGCCGAUGUAAAUUAGGAUUUUAUGGUGAACGAUGUACAAAAUGUAUACCAUUACCUGGAUGUCAGCAUGGCUACUGUAAUCAAAGUUUCGAAUGUUUAUGUCAAAAAGGAUGGGAUGGUUUAUUCUGCUCUGAACCAAUUUGUAGAUCUGAUUGUCAUGCCACUCGAGGAUAUUGCGAACAACCCGGUGAUUGUCGAUGUCGUUUAGGUUGGGCUGGACCAACAUGCCAUGAAUGUCAAGUUUUACCAGGAUGUGUACAUGGAUACUGUACAAAACCACUUGAAUGUAAAUGUUUACCAGGAUAUACUGGAAUUUUAUGUCAAAGCCCAAUUUGUGCAGCCAAUUGUCAUAAAGAACGUGGCUAUUGUCGUAGACCAGGAGAAUGUCGGUGUAAAGUAGGAUGGUGGGGUGAAAAUUGUGAUAAAUGCUUCCCAUAUCCAGGAUGCCGAAAUGGUGGAUGUAACAGGCCAUGGGAAUGUAACUGUCAUCCUGGUUGGGGUGGAAUGCUUUGUGAUCAAGAAUUGACAUAUUGUGAUAAUCAUCCUGGUAUUUGUGAAAAUUCAGCGAAAUGUGUAUCAUUAACAAUUGAAGAUGGCAAUUAUCGAUGUUUAUGUCGAGAAGGAUAUACUGGACGUAAUUGUGAAGUACCCGAAAAAGCUGUUUUACCUGGAAGACCAAUGAAUAGCAGUUUUAUAGUAUCAAUAACUACAACGACCACGACUUCAACAACUACAGAAAAACCUACCACAAAUUUAAUGAUUGUAACUCCACAAAGUAGUAAUAUUACGUAUAAUAAUUCUUCAUCUUCAAUGUUACCAGCAACGAUCGAAAACGAAACAUAAUUCAGUAACAUUUUACUGGACUUGUG
This is a messenger RNA of Chrysoperla carnea, 1151 nucleotides long. RefSeq names its product delta-like protein C. The record is from RefSeq and is a predicted model, not a curated record. Gene Ontology annotation, biological process: cell communication. Lineage: Eukaryota; Metazoa; Arthropoda; Insecta; Neuroptera; Chrysopidae. The transcript is spliced from 6 exons. Gene Ontology annotation, cellular component: membrane. The coding region runs from base 13 to 1125 and encodes 370 amino acids.